Suillus clintonianus is the source of this 1832-nucleotide messenger RNA. RefSeq lists its product as uncharacterized. The record is from RefSeq and is a predicted model, not a curated record. The transcript is spliced from 3 exons. Gene Ontology annotation, molecular function: protein binding. Lineage: Eukaryota; Fungi; Basidiomycota; Agaricomycetes; Boletales; Suillaceae. Bases 178 to 1650 code for a protein of 490 amino acids.
GGUGCAUUGGGGAGACAAGGAAGACACUAGAAAGACUGUUGUUGAGGGUGUUGAAUUGUUAGUUGGAGGUGCUGAAGGGACACUAGCUUGGCUAAAGGGUAGUCUUGUUGGAAACUUGAUGUGAAACUCCGCGGCAGCUGCCAUCCGAGUCAUAGCUUACCUCUAGCCUCUGCGGUAAUGCAGUUGGAUGAACUUCCUGCAGAGCUGUAUGCUGCAAUCAUCAGUCACCUGCCAGCAGACUCGCUCCAGCAAGAUGUCCUUGCCCUGACAAGAGUGUGCCCCAGAUCGCCCGUGCCUACCCAUAGUCUAUUCGAGCACAUACGCCUCAAACACGCGCAGCAAAUCGUUCAACUAUACCGUCGCUUGCACAAUGCUACUGACGAGAGAAAAUGGGUCAAGGACUUCGGUAUCGUGACUUGGACUGUCGACGCUGAUGUCCUCGUUAAUUUGCUUGAGAUCCUCCCUAGCAUAUCUUCUCUCCUUCUCUUCGUGGGACCCAGUUUCGCUCCAGAGCAUCUUGAGGAGAUAUUUCAUAAACCGAGAGAAGAUCUGCGCUUUCUCUCUUUACGCUUCCGUCCAUACGUGAAUCGGGCCACAUAUUAUCAAUUUCUCAAGGGAGCUUACUUUGAUACCACCCUAACUGCACUUUCCCGCUGGCCUCCCUGCGAGUUGUCGACUCUAUCUAUCGUCCAGGAUCCCCUUGACCCAGAGAUAUCAAGUGCGCAGCAUUUCGCACAGCCCCUUGUCUUCUUUAGACUCGAUCCAAUAUCCGUCUUAUUGUGCUCAGCGUACAUCAGCUCAUUGACUCGCCUGCGUCUCCGCAUACCAUCUCGUCAAGUCUCCCGUUUCAUCAGCAGCAUCCCGUCUUCCGUCCCUGCAUUACGCCUUCUUGAUCUGUCCACAUGUAAUGUUCUCGUCUCGGAUAUGGAGGGGAUUCUCAUUCGAUUUCAUGAUUUGCAACAUUUGAUUCUUGAUGGAUGCGGCGUUGCGCGGGACCAAUCGCAGGCGAGUGAAUGGAAUAACAUCGGAAAGAUAUGCGCAACCGCAACCGUCAGACGAGCAAAAGCAAGGGAAAAAGUGCUCAAGACUUGGUUGGAACGCAAUGCAGCCACUACCAGUACACCAGCAGGCAUGCCACAGCCCGCAGCAAGACGUAUAAGACCAGGUCGUCGUGGUCUUGCCACAGCUACCAUCUCGUUUAGGGAGGAACCUACCGCAUCAGAGCCAGAUAUCAUCCAUGUACCUGCUGGAAUAGUUAUUCCUAAGGUACGCGUCGUUCCAUCGCCACCGACGCUGCUCUCCCUGUCUACAUCAUCUGCCUUUAUCCCCGAUGUUCAAUAUGAGGCUAUCCGCGAGGACUUUGAAAGGGGCUGGAAUGAAGGUCUGGCUCAGCUUGCAGCCGUGAAAUCCAGGCUUUACCAAUCUUGGAAAAAUGGCGUGCAGAUGAUGCGCAUUACUGCAGAUGCCAGUGGGGACGGAUAUAAUGGUCUGGAAGCUAUAGAGGUCGAGGACGCAUUCCACUCUGGACUAGAUGAUAACGCGAGUCUGGCUCCGCCUAUAUUAUGCCUUGCAGGUUCAGGAACUUCAGGAAAGCACAUCGAGGGUUGUGGUCAUAACAUUGCUAGGGACGUCUGGAAUGAUAUGAUCUAGGCCAGGAUAGUCACCAUAGGCACACCUUCAUCUAGAUGCUUAGAUCUAAUGAUAUGUAUUUUACGGUUGAAUUGUGUUAAAACCUGUUAAAACCUUCAAGUGGCAAAUGGACGCUUGACAUUACACUGCGUCGGUAUCACGACGUUCCUUGUCUCCUGUAAAGAAACCUCUCAGCCAUGUCG